GGUCGGACAAUGAGUCGGAUGAGGAAGGCACAGGGAGAAAGCCCUUGACAGCUCAGGAAAAGGAGUAUGUCCGACAAGGCAAGGAGGCCAUGGAGGUCGUGGACCAAAUCCUCGCCCAGGAGGAGAACUGGAAGUUCGAGAAAAACAAUGACUUUGGUGAUGUUGUUUACACUUUUGAAAUCCCUUUCCACGGCAAGACCUUUAUUUUAAAGGCUUUCCUGCAGUGCUCUCCCGAGCUGGUUUACCAGGAGGUGAUUCUCCAGCCGGAGAAGAUGAUCCUGUGGAACAGAACAGUGGCAGCGUGCCAGAUCUUGCAGCGGAUCGAGGACAACACGAUUGUCUCGUACGACGUGGCGGCCGGAGCUGCCGGAGGGGUGGUUUCCCCAAGGGAUUUCGUGAAUGUGCGUCGGAUCGAGAGGAGAAGGGACAGGUACGUUUCCUCAGGGAUAUCGACCACGCACAGCCUGAAGCCUCCUCUCUCCAAGUACGUCAGGGGUGAGAAUGGACCCGGAGGAUUCAUCGUCCUGAAGUGUCCCAGCAACCCCAGGGUCUGCACCUUCGUCUGGAUUCUCAACACAGACCUGAAGGGUCGGCUGCCGCGGUACCUGAUCCACCAGAGCCUGGCUGCCACCAUGUUCGAGUUCGCCUUCCACCUGCGCCAGCGCAUGGCCGAGCUCUGCUCCAAGCCCUGAGGACAUUCCACGGCCCUCUCUGCUCCGGAGGGGGGGGGGACAGGACCCUACACCCCCCCCAGAGAGGGGACCCCCCGCUGCCAGCGCUGGGCUGAGCCCGGGGAGGGGGCUCAGCUCCUCCUGCCCCCUCGUCGGGGCCCUGGAACCACUGACUGUUACGUGCCAAACCCCUGCCCUGCCCUCCUCUGGGGCUGGGCUGGCCCCCCCUGCCCCACACAGGGCAGGUGUGACCCCCUCCUGCCCCACACAGGGGGUGGGGGCUCAGCUGUGACCCCCAAAUUCCUGUCCUUGCGCCCCAAUUCCGUGAGGAAGAGGAGAUGGGGGUGGAGGCUGCAGUGGGGUGAGGGCACACCCGAGCCCCGUGCCAGCUCUGACGUCGGGGUUUAGGCACAGCCUGUGUCCCCCCACACCCCCUGUGCCCCCCGGGGCUGUG
Neopelma chrysocephalum (saffron-crested tyrant-manakin) is the source of this 1125-nucleotide messenger RNA. Its product is annotated as stAR-related lipid transfer protein 3-like. Gene Ontology annotation, cellular component: late endosome. The record is from RefSeq and is a predicted model, not a curated record. NCBI's taxonomy places the organism in Eukaryota, Metazoa, Chordata, Aves, Passeriformes, Pipridae. The annotation marks the transcript as partial. The transcript is spliced from 8 exons. Gene Ontology annotation, molecular function: cholesterol transfer activity; cholesterol binding.